AUGCACUUGGCCCGAAGGCACGGUUGGCAGCUCAGUGGAACGCCAGCAGGGGCCGUUGCAGAUGGCGGUCGUGGGGGCACCGCAAUCCUGGUCAAAGAGCCUUUAGCCUUAGCGGAUAUCCAUUCCACCACUGAAACUUGGGGACAACUUCAGGUUGCCGAGAUCCUUGGACACAAAGUCCCCAUUACUGUUAUUAGCGGGUAUAGACGGCCCCAGCAGGCGCUUGAUGCCCCCAAUGAAGCGCUUAUGGAAUGUUUUUGUCGGAUUCAGCACAAGCAUUGGGUUUUUGCAUGCGAUUGGAACUUGGACCCUGCCAGUGAUCCUUUAGCAUCUGUGAUGACUUCCUUUUCUGGUCAGCUGGGUAGCUCGUCCGGUCACAAACGCAGUACUCAUCCCACGGACUCUGUUUGGUUCUCUCAGUCUCUCAGUUGUGAGAAGCAAUCGCCCAUGGAUGCUCUCUCCGACCAUUUUGGCUCCUUUGUUGAGUUAGGCCAGAUUCCCUGCUCAGAUCCGUCCCCUCCUGCAUGGAUUUUCAAAGCGGUGGCACGCCUCCAGGACAAUUGUGACCUCCCCUCCGCGGAUGAGGCUGCUCAGGCAUGGCACCAUGUCAGCACACCGUCUGAGGUGUGGGAAGCGUUGGUUCAACAGGAUAUAAAUGAUGCAUGGUCUACCUGGUCUUCUGAUGCGGAAGUUUUUCUGAAAAGAAUCGGUGCAGUCAGCCAUGAAAGCAGUGCUGCGCAAAGAGGGUCCCUGCCCACUAUGGUUAGCGGCCCCUCCCGACAUGGCCCUGGUCAAAGCAUCACGGAGAGGCGCCUCAGGCGUGUGAUCCGCAGAUUGGACGAAGCUCAACGGCACGUUCACAAUGGCACCUCGGUCCCUACCAACUUGCAGAGAACCUGCCAGAGAAAUUGCAACCAAUUUGGAUGCGGAGCUGAUGCGCAAGCCCACAGGUGGGGGGCAUGCCUCAAGCAGCUUACGGAGCAACUCAAAUUUUUCCUCAAGCAGUCCAAUCUGCAUGCACUGCAUGGCUGGCGGCAGAAGGUGCAAACUUAUGACGGAGCCUGUGCUUGGCUCCGAAAGCAAGCCCCGCCCUCUUGGGCCCUCACCAACGGUGACAAGAACACGUCUGGUAGAAGUCAAGGGGCUGCGUUUUUAUUUGAGUCUUGGAAGAAUAUUUUCUGCGGGCCCGAAGGCUACGAGCCCAAGGCUGAACCUUUUAUCCAAGCUUAUGCAGCUUGGAUCCCGAACAAUCCGGAGCUGGCUACUCCUGCGCUCACUGCCCAGGGUCUUAAGGAUACCGUCCGUCAGAUGAGACGGAAGGCUGCCGGCCCGGACCAAUGGUCUGCUGAAGCUUUACUGCUGCUUCCCGACAUGGCUUGGGAGCGAUUGACAAAGCUGCUUUUGCAAGUCGAACAGGUAGGAGAGUGGCCUACCCCGCUGGUGCAGUGGCGGCUGACAUUUCUACCUAAGGUUUCUGCUGACAAAACUGGUGUUACCCAUGUGGCCAAGGUGAGGCCGAUUGCCAUUGGAUCCCUCAUCUACAGGGCCUGGUCCAAGCACAGGUUCGCCCAGAUCAGUCCUGGCCUGGUUGGUUUGCUGCAUCAGAGACAAGUUGGGGGGUUGCCAGGCAUUGGCGCCGAAAUGAUGCUGGCCGCUCUUCAGAACCAAACUGAUGCCGCCACUCACCCUUACGGCAUGAGUUUGGAUUACAAGAAAGCUUUUGAUUCGGUCGACUAUGUGAUCUGUCUUCGUCUCUUCGAAGCACUCGGCAUCCCGGGUCCCAUUCUCAAGGCGCUCGGGGCGGCUUGGGAUCAGCAGACAAGGUGGGUCACAUUUGGCCAAUGUGUCCACCCUCAACCUAUAGUCCAGUGCCCAGCUUUGCUUCAAGGUGAUCCUUUUGCUCCUCUUGGCAUGGCCGUCAUCUUGGCACCUGUGCUUCGCCAACUGCAAGCUCUUCACCCAGACAUCUUCACGGUCACGUACAUUGACGACAGGACUUGUUUGUGCCCGACUGUUGCUGAUCUUGAUCUGGUCAACAACGUCUGGUCUACCAUGGAGUCCUUUUUGCGGCUCCGCACGAAUGAGGAGAAGAGUCAAAUCUGGGCUCGCUCUCCUGAGGCUUUGGCAAAGCUGGAUAACACCCACUAUAGCUCCAAUGCCAGCUUCACCAUGCAGGUCCUUGGGGCUACGCUUGGUCCAGAGGAACGUGCUCUCUCAGACCGUGAAAGGGACACGUUGCUUGAUGUCGCUCGUCGUUCCAGGCGCAUUGCUUGUUUGCCUGUGAGUGCUCGCCUCAAAGGUCGCUUGGCAGCCACCGUGUUGGGGCCCAAAGCAGUGUGGGGCCAUGUGAUCAACGGUCGCUGCCCGACCCAGAAGGAUAUUGCCUGCUUCUUCCGCCACUACAAGGCGGCGACAAGUGACAACCGGUUUGUCAAAGGGCGCUCGUCCAUGGACCUCAAGCGGGCUUUCUUCUUUGGUCACACUUGCGACCUGGCCUUCUAUGGGGCCCUCCGCACCAUCAGUUCGGGUUUUGCCUGGGCACGUCACUGUGCCAGCUUGGGCGAGAACUGUCGCUGGAGCCAGUCUACGGUGUUUUGCCUCAAUAGCAUCCUGCAAGACUUGGGUUGGUGUGCUCAUAGCAAUGCUGUCGGCCAGAGCGGGGAUGUCCCUUGCAUUCAUUUUGGGGCAGUGAAGGCUGAAGUUGACAAAUGCCUCCAUCACAUUCGAGACGCGAUUGGUUGGAGCGGCUCCCAUCAAGUCACUAAGGAUCUCUUGGUGCAGAUGGGCACAAUCCGGGCAGCUGAAGCUGCUCGUCGUUUGGCACCUGCGGGUGCUGGCUGA
Messenger RNA from Cladocopium goreaui, 2841 nucleotides. The record is from the annotation of a GenBank genome assembly. NCBI's taxonomy places the organism in Eukaryota, Dinophyceae, Suessiales, Symbiodiniaceae.